CCGGGCAGUCUGGGACGCGCCGCCGCCAUGAUCAUUCCUGUACGGUGUUUCACUUGCGGCAAGAUCGUCGGCAACAAGUGGGAGGCCUACCUGGGACUGCUGCAGGCCGAGUACACUGAGGGGGAUGCGCUGGACGCCCUGGGCCUGAAGCGCUACUGCUGCCGCCGGAUGCUGCUGGCCCACGUGGACCUGAUCGAGAAGCUGCUCAAUUAUGCACCCCUGGAGAAGUGACCAGGCUGGAAUCCGCCUACCUGCCAUGCUGACCAUGGGCCAUGAGCAUCCUGCCCCAAGUUCACAAGGCUGAGGCAUCCAGGAGCUGGCGCAAUGCCUCGCCACAGCGUGUGUGUGUCCCAUCCCCCACUCUGGAAGGAACAAUCCAGUAAAGGUCUUUCAGAACUACCAAGGUCCCAGCCCUCACUAGGAUGUCAGGGGCCAGGACUAGGCCCAGCUCUCACACCGCGGCAGCCCAGGGAAGCCGACUGGGCCAUGAAUUCUCCUAGCCCU
This is a messenger RNA of Macaca mulatta (Rhesus monkey), 504 nucleotides long. It is a transcript of the gene POLR2L, whose product is annotated as RNA polymerase II, I and III subunit L. Gene Ontology annotation, molecular function: zinc ion binding; DNA binding. Gene Ontology annotation, biological process: transcription by RNA polymerase I; tRNA transcription by RNA polymerase III; transcription by RNA polymerase II. Lineage: Eukaryota; Metazoa; Chordata; Mammalia; Primates; Cercopithecidae. The record is from RefSeq and is marked provisional. Gene Ontology annotation, cellular component: RNA polymerase I complex; RNA polymerase II, core complex; RNA polymerase III complex.